CAAGAAUAUGCCUUUCUUUUUACUAAAAUUUUAGUGCAGAAGUUCGGAUUCGUUUCCCCUUCCUUUUCUAGAGAUUAUAGUCAAAAUCAGAUCGCUCUCAACCGCCAUUGACGUGGGCGGCCGGCAAACCUGUCCAUCCUCCUCACUUGUAUUUCAAUUCCGACGAAAGAUUGCCUUUUUCCGAUCUUCGUUUCAAUUCCUGUUUCGGAAACCAAUCGGUUAAGCGAGAACAGUUAACAGAAACCAGUUUAUGAGCUUUAGACUUGGUCUGAGACGUGCGGAGUCGAGUUCUCUGGGCAAGGCUAUGGCGCAGGAAUUGAACUCAUCUGCGCCGGCAACCGCAACGGCAACAGCCGCCACUGUAACUUCAACGUCAACAACGAAGAAAUCGCUAUGGCCUUCUGCCCUUCGUUGGAUUCCCACAUCUACGGAUCACAUUAUAUCCGCUGAAAAACGCCUUCUAUCUCUUGUCAAGACACCAUAUACUCAAGAGCUGGUUGAUAUCGGAUCUGGCCCACCAGGAUCUAAGGUCAGGUGGUUUCGUUCUGCUAGCAAUGAAUCAAGAUUCAUCAACACCAUCACCUUUGACAGCAAACAGGAUUCUCCUACUCUUGUAAUGGUGCAUGGAUAUGCAGCUUCUCAAGGUUUCUUUUUUAAAAAUUUCGACACUCUUGCCAAACACUUCAGAGUGAUUGCAAUCGAUCAGCUAGGUUGGGGUGCAUCUAGCAGGCCUGAUUUCACUUGCACAAGUACAGAAGAAACUGAAGCUUGGUUUGUUGAUUCCUUUGAGGAAUGGCGAAAGGCCAAAAACCUCAGCAACUUUGUUUUGCUUGGGCACUCGUUUGGAGGAUACAUUGCAUCCAAAUAUGCUCUCAAACACCCGGAGCACGUACAACAUCUGAUUUUGGUGGGACCCGCUGGAUUUACAUCAGAAACCGAACAUAAAUCAGAAAGACUUACAAAAUUCCAAGCAACAUGGAAAGGAGCUGUUUUGAAUCAUUUAUGGGAGUCUAAUUUUACUCCAAUGAAGGUUGUGAGAGGCUUAGGGCCAUUUGGUCCAAAUUUAGUCCGUAAAUACACAAGUGCAAGAUUUGGUGAAGGUGAAGGGUUGGCUGAGCAAGAGUCUGCAUUACUCACAGAUUAUGUGUACCAUACUUUGGCUGCAAAGGCCAGUGGAGAGCUCUGUUUGAAGCAUAUUUUUUCAUUUGGGGCGUUUGCUCGGAGCCCUCUAUUACAAAGAUCUUCAGAGUGGAAAGUGCCAACGACGUUUAUAUACGGUUUCCAGGAUUGGAUGGAUUACAAGGGGGCGGAGGCAGCACGGAAGAAUAUGAAUGUCCCGUGUGAAAUUAUACGGGUCCCACAGGCUGGUCACUUUGUGUUUCUGGAUAAUGCAAAGGGCUUUCACUCAUCAGUAUUGCAUGCUUGCAGGAGAUUUCUGUCUCCAGAUAUGGCUAACUAUCCUCUAGAAGAAGGUGUUAUAUCUGUCUAAUUUACCAAUUUGACCUUGUUAAUACCUUAAUUAUAUGCAACACAAACUCAAUACAACACUUGUAUUAUAGCUUAUAAUUUGAUUGAAUAUGUAUUGGCACAAAAGUAAUGGGUUGUUUAUUUAUUUUA
This is a messenger RNA of Lactuca sativa (garden lettuce), 1617 nucleotides long. Its product is annotated as putative 1-acylglycerol-3-phosphate O-acyltransferase. The record is from RefSeq and is a predicted model, not a curated record. Gene Ontology annotation, molecular function: lysophosphatidic acid acyltransferase activity; A2-type glycerophospholipase activity. Gene Ontology annotation, biological process: phosphatidic acid biosynthetic process; lipid homeostasis. NCBI's taxonomy places the organism in Eukaryota, Viridiplantae, Streptophyta, Magnoliopsida, Asterales, Asteraceae.